Molecule: messenger RNA, 1563 nt
Organism: Lepisosteus oculatus (spotted gar)
Lineage: Eukaryota; Metazoa; Chordata; Actinopteri; Semionotiformes; Lepisosteidae
Gene: fah
Product: fumarylacetoacetate hydrolase (fumarylacetoacetase)
Biological process (GO): L-phenylalanine catabolic process; homogentisate catabolic process; L-tyrosine catabolic process
Molecular function (GO): fumarylacetoacetase activity
Source: RefSeq, a predicted model, not a curated record
AGACUGAAACACAAUAGUAAUUAAUCACUAAGUACUCAUUUAUUAAUUAGUGUCAAUUAUGCCACUAUUCAUGCUUCAGGAAUAGCAGAUUUAUGAUAUAUGCUUGAUUUCUGCAAUGCUGUUCUUACUGGUACUGUCCAGAAACUUGGUCUUACUCACCUUAUGGGAUUGUGAAACCUUGGGGACUGGAGUCACAGGUGAAGAAGAAAGCCUCUUCCAAAAGCAAGAAGUCUGCCACUUUGAGAAACUGAAAACCAUUCAUAGCAAGAAAGCAUUUGGAAAUUCUCUCCAUGGUUUAUUUUGAGUUUGCCAAGGCAUAGAAUCGGCGUUGCUAUAGGAGAUCAGAUAUUGGACCUUGGCGUUAUCAAAACUCUCUUUACCGGGCCGACGAUAUCAAGACAUCAGAAUGUAUUUGACCAGCCAACCCUUAAUGCCUUCAUGGCACUGGGCCAUGAGGCCUGGAGAGAGGUGAGACAAGUGCUUCAGAAGCUGCUGUCUGCUGAUGAGCCCACUCUUCGGGACGACGUGAGUCUCAGGAGCAGAGCAUUUGUCCAUCAGAGUUUAGCAGAGAUGCAUCUUCCAGCUGAAAUUGGUGACUACACCGACUUUUACUCUUCUCGGGAUCAUGCCACCAAUGUGGGAAUCAUGUUCAGAGGGAAAGAGAAUGCUCUGAUGCCCAACUGGCUGAUGCUGCCCGUGGGUUACCAUGGAAGAGCCUCUUCAGUGGUGGUGUCGGGCACCCCUGUCAGGAGGCCCAUAGGCCAGAUGAGACCAGUACCAACAAAACCACCUGUGUUUGGUCAGUCCAAACAGCUUGAUAUUGAAUUAGAAAUGGCCUUUUUCGUAGGCCCAGGUAACAAGCUAGGAGAGUCAAUCCCCAUUGACAAAGCCCAUGAACACAUAUUUGGGAUGGUCCUUAUGAACGACUGGAGUGCUCGGGAUAUCCAGGCAUGGGAAUAUGUCCCCCUUGGACCUUUCCUGGGAAAGAGCUUUGGAACAUCCAUCUCGCCCUGGGUUGUCCCAAUGGAUGCUCUGCUGCCCUUCAUUCUGCCGAAUCCAGUUCAGGACCCAAAGCCACUGCCCUAUCUGUGCCAUGAGGAUCCCUACACUUUUGACAUUCAUCUCUUUGUCUCUGUGAAAGGAGAAGCAAUGGAAGAAGCUGCUCCAAUAAUCAAGUCCAAUUUUAAGUACAUGUACUGGACAAUGAUACAACAACUCUGCCACCACACUGUGAAUGGCUGCAACCUGCGGCCAGGUGAUCUGCUGGCGUCAGGGACUAUCAGUGGGCCAGAGCCUGAAAGUUUUGGCUCAAUGUUAGAGUUGUCAUGGAAGGGAACGAAAGAGAUUAGUCUUGGGAAUGGGGAGACUCGUACGUUUCUGCAAGAUGGAGAUGAAGUUUUUCUCACAGGCUACUGCCAGGGUGAAGGAUACAGGGUGGGAUUUGGAGUCUGCAAAGGAAAGGUUCUUCCAGCCCGGCAGAUGUGAAAUGAAACUGAGAAUAGUGGAGAAAAUGUGCUCACUUAGUGCCUUACAAAUAAAAGUACAGAAAUGCUGUUUUUGUUC